CCAGCCAUCAUGGAGGUGGCCAAGGUGGAGAGUCCGCUCAACCCCAGCUGUAAGAUCAUGACCUUCAGACCCUGCAUGGAGGAAUUCCGGGAGUUCAACAAAUACCUCGCAUACAUGGAGUCUAAAGGAGCCCAUCGAGCGGGUCUUGCAAAGGUUAUUCCUCCUAAGGAGUGGAAGCCAAGGCAGUGCUAUGAUGACAUUGACAAUUUGCUUAUUCCAGCGCCAAUUCAGCAGAUGGUCACAGGGCAGUCAGGACUGUUCACUCAAUACAACAUCCAGAAAAAAGCCAUGACAGUGAAGGAGUUCAGGCAGCUGGCCAACAGUGGCAAGUAUUGUACUCCGAGAUACUUGGAUUAUGAAGAUUUGGAGCGCAAGUACUGGAAGAACUUAACCUUCGUGGCACCUAUCUAUGGUGCAGACAUUAAUGGGAGCAUAUAUGAUGAGGGUGUGGAUGAAUGGAACAUAGCUCACCUAAACACGGUCUUGGAUGUGGUUGAGGAAGAGUGUGGUAUUUCUAUUGAGGGUGUAAAUACUCCUUAUCUCUAUUUUGGCAUGUGGAAAACCACAUUUGCAUGGCACACCGAGGAUAUGGACCUCUACAGCAUUAAUUACCUCCACUUUGGAGAGCCCAAGUCUUGGUAUGCAAUACCCCCAGAGCAUGGAAAACGACUGGAAAGACUAGCUCAAGGUUUUUUCCCAAGCAGUUCUCAAGGGUGUGAUGCAUUUCUUCGCCACAAGAUGACACUGAUAUCUCCCUCAGUAUUGAAGAAAUAUGGUAUUCCCUUUGACAAGAUCACCCAGGAGGCUGGCGAAUUUAUGAUCACUUUCCCAUAUGGCUACCAUGCUGGUUUUAAUCAUGGUUUCAACUGUGCAGAAUCUACAAAUUUUGCUACUGUCAGAUGGAUUGACUAUGGGAAGGUUGCUAAAUUGUGCACCUGCAGGAAAGACAUGGUGAAAAUUUCAAUGGAUAUCUUUGUGAGGAAAUUUCAGCCAGACAGAUACCAGCUUUGGAAACAAGGAAAGGAUAUAUAUACCAUUGAUCACACGAAGCCUACUCCAGAAUCCACCCCUGAAGUAAAAGCAUGGCUGCAGAGGAGGAGGAAAGUAAGAAAAGCAUCCAGGAGCUUCCAGUGCACUAGUUCUCACUCUAAGAGGCCUAAGAAUGAGGAAGAUGAGGAAGUGUCAGCUGCAGUUGAUGGGGCAGAGGGCCCCACUCCUGACCCAGACCCAGAUGAGCUCAAGGACAGUGAAAAGCCAGAAGAAGCUUUGAAACUAGCAAACACAGAAGCACCUUCAGAGGAAGAGGCCUCUGCUAGCAAGAUGCAGCUGGAUCACAAUGUAUCAGAUAAUAUCAGAUUCGCAGGAAACGUCUGCCUAAGCACAUCUGUGGCAGAGAAAAUCAAAACUGAGGCUGACCAAACCUGUGCCACAAUUCCACCUUCAAAUCCCAGUGACGCUGACGAUUCCAUGUCUAGUGGCCAUGUUAUGUCUAAGGAAUCAGAGCCACCCAAGCUUCCAUGGCCAAAGUCACCUGAGUCGUGCUCCUCUGUGGCGGAGAGUAACAGUGCUUUGACAGAGGGAGAAGAGAGUGAUGUGGAGAGCCAUGGGGUAGGCCUUGAACCUGGGGAAGUCCCAGAGGUCCCCAGUGGAGAGAGAAAUGGCUUCAAAGUCCCCAGUAGAAUAGAAGGAGAAACCAAAACUGCUAAAAGUUGGCGCCAUCCACUUAGUAAGCCUCCAGCAAGAUCCCCAAUGACUCUGGUGAAGCAGCAGGCAACGAGUGAUGAAGAGUUGCCCGAAGUUCCAUCGAUUGAGGAGGAAGUGGAAGAAACCGAGUCUUGGGCAAAGCCUCUGGUCCACCUUUGGCAGACGAAGUCCCCAAACUUUGUGGCCGAGCAAGAGUAUAAUGCAGCCAUGGGCAGAAUGGAGCCGCACUGUGCCAUCUGUGCUCUGCUCAUGCCCUACUACAAGCCAGAUAGCAGCAAUGAAGAAAAUGAUUCUAGAUGGGAGACAAGAUUAGAUGAAGUGGUUACUUCAGGAGGAAAGACUAAGCCCCUCAUUCCAGAGAUGUGUUUUAUUUAUAGAGAGGAAAAUAUAGAAUAUUCUCCACCUAACGCCUUCCUGGAAGAGGAUGGAACAAGUCUUCUGAUUUCCUGUGCAAAGUGCCGCGUACGGGUUCAUGCAAGUUGUUACGGUAUCCCUUCUCAUGAGAUCUGUGAUGGAUGGCUAUGUGCCCGGUGCAAAAGAAACGCAUGGACAGCAGAGUGCUGUCUCUGCAAUUUGAGAGGGGGUGCUCUUAAGGAAACUAAGAACAAUAAGUGGGCCCAUGUCAUGUGCGCCGUUGCAGUCCCAGAAGUCCGAUUCACUAAUGUUCCAGAAAGGACACAGAUAGAUGUAGGCAGAAUACCUUUACAGAGGUUAAAAUUGAAAUGCAUGUUCUGCAGGCACCGGGUUAAGAAGGUCUCUGGAGCCUGCAUCCAGUGUUCCUAUGGCCGAUGCCCGGCCUCAUUCCACGUCACGUGUGCUCAUGCUGCUGGGGUGCUGAUGGAGCCUGACGAUUGGCCGUAUGUGGUGAACAUCACGUGCUUUCGACAUAAAGUCAACCCAAAUGUGAAGUCCAAGGCUGGCGAGAAGGGCAUCGCUGUGGGGCAGACGGUCAUCACGAAGCAUCGCAACACCCGGUACUACAGCUGCAGGGUGAUCGCUGUGACGGCGCAGACCUUCUAUGAGGUCGUGUUUGAUGACGGCUCCUUCAGCAGAGACACAUUCCCCGAGGAUAUCGUGAGCCGAGACUGUGUGAGGCUAGGCCCUCCUGCCGAGGGAGAAGUCGUUCAAGUCAAGUGGCCUGAUGGCAAACUCUACGGGGCAAAAUAUCUCGGAUCAAAUGUUGCCCACAUGUACCAGGUUGAAUUUGAAGAUGGAUCCCAGAUAGCAAUGAAGAGAGAGGACAUCUACACUUUAGAUGAAGAGUUACCCAAGAGAGUGAAAGCUCGUUUUUCCACAGCCUCUGAUAUGCGAUUUGAAGACACAUUUUAUGGAACGGACAUAAUCCAAGGGGAGAAAAAGAGACAGAGAGUGCUGAGCUCCAGGUUUAAGAACGAAUAUGUGGAUGACCCCGUCUACCGCACGUUUUUGAAGAGCUCUUUCCAGAAGAAGUGUCAGAAGAGGCAAUAGUCUACCUACACUGCUGCAGGCAACAGA
Messenger RNA from Lipotes vexillifer (Yangtze River dolphin), 3198 nucleotides. RefSeq names its product lysine demethylase 4C (gene KDM4C). Lineage: Eukaryota; Metazoa; Chordata; Mammalia; Artiodactyla; Lipotidae. Gene Ontology annotation, cellular component: chromatin; nucleus. The transcript has 21 exons. The record is from RefSeq and is a predicted model, not a curated record. Gene Ontology annotation, biological process: regulation of gene expression; chromatin remodeling. The coding region runs from base 10 to 3171 and encodes 1053 amino acids. Gene Ontology annotation, molecular function: histone H3K36 demethylase activity; histone H3K9 demethylase activity.